Molecule: messenger RNA, 2115 nt
Organism: Kazachstania africana CBS 2517
Lineage: Eukaryota; Fungi; Ascomycota; Saccharomycetes; Saccharomycetales; Saccharomycetaceae
Gene: STB5
Product: Stb5p
Exons: 1
Coding region: 1-2115 (704 amino acids)
Biological process (GO): positive regulation of transcription by RNA polymerase II; DNA-templated transcription
Molecular function (GO): DNA-binding transcription factor activity, RNA polymerase II-specific; sequence-specific DNA binding; zinc ion binding
Source: RefSeq, a predicted model, not a curated record
AUGGAAGCAUCGAACGAAGGGCCAAAGAAGGAGAAAUAUUCCUGUUCGAGAUGUAGAAAGUUGAAAAAGAAGUGUCCUAGAGAGGUGCCUGUAUGCGGACAUUGCGUAAGGGUAGGUGCCGAAUGUUCUUAUCCGGGGAGAGCCGCAAGAAGAACCAAGAAGGAGCUGGAAGAAGCAGAAUUGAGAGGUGAAUUUAUUCCGAGCAAAAAACAUAAGACACAUGAAGGAAAUGGAAGUCGUAGUAAUACAGCCUCUGUAAUAUACACAAGCGAUCAUUCGACUUUCCCGGCGAGAGCAACAAGAGCAGCUUCCAGUACUUCAGUCCCUCCGAUCAGUUCGUUCCAACCCAACGAGACCGUAUCAUCAUUAAUUUCUGCAUUCGCUACUCUAGAUGAAUCUUCAUCGGACCAGACAUCUCCACAAUCCAUUGUGUCGAGGCAGGUAAGCGUAGAUGCUCCACUCUCAUUUACAAGCGCCAAUGGUAGAACUUUAUUACGUGGCGAUCAUGUUAACAGACAGGUUUUAUCUUCUUCGGCUACACAAUCAGUUGCAAAUUCAUUAACUUCUCCAGAAUCUGUUGCUGCUAGUAGAGCGAUUAGUUCUGCUCCCGAAUAUGAGCCUAGUUUCUCUAGAAGACUUGUAACCUCUUCAAGCUUGGAACCAUCAGUACCUGUAGAUUCAUCAAGCCUGGAAGCCGAAACCAUUGCAGACGUCUUUAAAGGCGCAAGAGCGACUAAUUGGAUCAAUGCUGAUGGCUCAUUCAAACCAAUAGACCGCAACCUGUUAGAUAGAUUUAUUGCUGCAUUUUUUAAACACAAUCAUAGAUUAUUUCCCGUGAUAGAUAAACUCUCAUUCAUAGAUAGGGUUUCAACAAUACGAGUAUUUGAUUAUGAACUAUUGAAUAGUGCAUUCAAUGAUGAUGUUUUCAUUUUCCAACUUUAUAUGAUUAUGGCUAUCGGCUGUACCACAUUGCGUAGAGCGGGUAUGCUUCUGAAAGAUGAAGAGGAAUUAAGUGAACAUUUAGCCUUCCUUUCAAUGAAAAAAUUCAGAACUGUCAUGGCUUUGCAAAAUAUAGAAACGAUAAAAUGUCUGUUACUUCUGGGUAUCUAUUCAUUUUUCGAACCAAAAGGGUCCUCCUCGUGGACAAUCAGUGGUAUUAUUAUGAGAUUAGUAAUAGCUCUAGGCCUUAAUAGGGCUCCAGUAUCUAAAAAAUUGAAAACUAUGCCUGCAAUAGAAGUUGAGUCAAGAUAUAGAGUCUUUUGGAGUGCUUAUUGUUUUGAAAGACUGAUUUCAACUUGUCUUGGUAGGAUGUCAGCAAUAGACGAUGAUGAAAUUUCGGUUCCAUUGCCACACGCCAUGUAUAGUGAUGAAAAAGAAGAUAUCGAUGUUACAAAUACAAUGAUUACAUUGAGAAGGAUUGCUGGGAAGAUUUACAAGAAUGUCCAUUCCGUACAUGCUGGUAAACAAGAUUUGACAAUAGAAGAAAGACAAAAAAUCAUUGUCGACUUGAGAGAAGAAUUGGAUGGAAUUUACAAAUUGGAACAAGCUAAAAUGGAUAAACAAAAUAAGAAAAGCGGUUCUCGAAAAAGUAAUAUAUCAUUCCACAGCAGUGAAAGUUGGCUCACAAUGAGGUACUCACAACUGCAAAUUCUACUAUAUCGACCUUCUGCCCUAAUACCAAAACCUCCAAUCGAAUCCCUGGCUAUACUGGGCAAAUUCUGUCUAAUGGCAUGGAAGCAUACCUACACUUUAUAUCAAAAGAAACUGCUUCCUUUAAACUGGAUCACGUUAUUUAGGACGUUGACCAUUUGUAACACUAUUUUAUAUUGUCUCUGCCAAUGGAGUAUAGAUUUGAUAGAAAGUAAGAUCGAAAUUCAACAAAUUGUAGAAAUAUUAGAGCAUUUCGGAGCCAAGUGGAUCUUUGCCACCAGAUGCGCAGAAGUCUUCCAGGGCAUUAGUAAUACUAUACUGGAUAUCAGUUUAAGUGACGGGAAGGUUCCAAAUAUGGACAGUCUCACAAACGAACUCUUCGGUGCAACCGAUGCUUACCACGAUAUUUUGAGUGAGAACAAUGUCGACAUUUCAUGGGUGGAUAAACUAGCUUUGUCCGAUUAA